Molecule: messenger RNA, 1304 nt
Organism: Seminavis robusta
Lineage: Eukaryota; Bacillariophyta; Bacillariophyceae; Naviculales; Naviculaceae
Source: the annotation of a GenBank genome assembly
AAAUGAUGCAACGAGGAGCCACCGUGACAAUCCUCUACUAGCUGUCACUAAUAACAGUCUUACUUAGAGAGAAGUAUUGCAUCGUGAUAAUGAGCAAUGUGGAAGCAGCCAUCAAGAAUGCCUGUGAGGCAACUCUAGGGAAACCCCCCAAGGGGAUAGUUUUGCGUCCAGCCGAAACCAACGAUAUCCCAUCAAUGCUAGACCUCCUGUCGUCCAGUGACAAGGCAAUCCAACCUCGUCACGGUGAUUCUUCUAGUGACAAGCCCAAGAUGAACGUGAUUCCAGAAGCCUGUCGUUUGGAGGGUGUCCCCAAUUUUUAUGGACUCGUCGUUAUCAAGGAUGCCACUGUCGUCGGCUUUGCCACCUUCUACAUGGCAUACUCGACAUGGGAUGCCACCGUGCUAUACCUGGACAAACUGUUUCUGCUAAAAGACAGCUCGGAUCGUCAAGCCUUGGAAUGGUCACUGCAGUUUACACUGGCGGAUAUAGCGCUCCGAUUGGGAUGUGCUCGAUAUACUUGGCAGCAUUUUGCUCCCUGUCCAAAAUACCCCAGUGAUACUCAACCAGAAGUCCUGGAUGGAUGGCUCACUCUCUAUUGGAAUUAUGACACAACAACCUACAAUAAGCUGAACCACGCUGCUUCUUGGACAGCCGAGUCGGAUCGAAAUGCCAUCAAUCAGUGCCUGCGUGAGAAACAACAAUCCAACAGUAGUGACCUGCACAUCCGUUUGUCUACGGUAGACGACUUGGAUCACAUUGAACGACUGGUCCAGGGAUUGGCAGAAUUCGAAAAGGAACCGGAAAGUGUUCACGUCACCAAAGAACACUAUCGUCGCGACGGGUUUGGACAACAAUCCCCACUCUUUCAUUGUCUGCUCUUGGAAGAUCAUUCAUCAUCGCCGCCAUAUGUGUGUGGCAUGGCAUUUACCUAUUUUGGCCACUCCUUUGGUCAAGGUCGCUUUUUGUAUUUGGAAGACUUGUACAUGGAGGAACCGUACCGUGGAAAAGGGGGUGGGACGAUGGUCAUGCAAACCCUACAAGACAUUGCCCAAUCUACAGACUGUGUACGAGCCGUGUGGCAAGCCCUGGAUUGGAACACUCCCGCCUUGACAUUCUACAACAAGAUUGGUGCUGCUGUCCAAGAAGGUCUGAUUACGUCCAGGUUUGCCGGGGAAAGCCUGCAAAAGUUCUACAAGGAGCGAAAGGAUUACUAAAAGUAAGUAGCUUGCUCUACUCUUUCCUACAUCGACACCUACAUGUAUCAUCUUUUCUGAGCAGUACAGAGGUAGAUCCAUCUUGUGUCU